Messenger RNA from Strongylocentrotus purpuratus (purple sea urchin), 2988 nucleotides. Its product is annotated as enolase-like. Gene Ontology annotation, biological process: glycolytic process. The transcript has 14 exons. Bases 116 to 1429 code for a protein of 437 amino acids. Gene Ontology annotation, molecular function: magnesium ion binding; phosphopyruvate hydratase activity. Gene Ontology annotation, cellular component: phosphopyruvate hydratase complex. The record is from RefSeq and is a predicted model, not a curated record. Lineage: Eukaryota; Metazoa; Echinodermata; Echinoidea; Camarodonta; Strongylocentrotidae.
UAUGCAUUGCCAUUUAAGCACCACCGGAGCUGAGACAGACAUCGACAGAGGUGACGUGACCGAGAGCACUUAAAAUUCUAUUUUACACGGGAAUUUGCAAUUUGCUAAGUUAAUCAUGCCAGUCACAAAGGUUCAUGCCCGAGAGAUCUUUGACAGCCGUGGAAACCCUACGGUUGAGGUUGACCUCACAACCGAAUUGGGUACCUUCCGUGCUGCUGUACCGAGUGGUGCUUCAACCGGGAUCUAUGAGGCCCUGGAGCUGAGGGACAAGGACCCCAAAAGGUUCCUGGGCAAAGGUGUUGAGAAGGCAGUAAGUAACAUCAAUGACAUCCUUGGUCCUGCACUUAUUGCAAAGAAUGUGGAUGUGACAAAACAGGGUGACAUUGACAGAUUGAUGCUAGAUCUUGAUGGAACUGAUAAUAAAACUGAGCUUGGAGCCAAUGCCAUCUUGGGUGUCUCCCUAGCCGUGUGCAAGGCUGGAGCAGGCCAUAAGAAGGUCCCACUCUAUAGACACAUUGCUGAUCUAGCUGGCAACUCAAAUGUUGUCUUGCCAUGCCCAGCUUUUAAUGUGAUCAAUGGAGGUAGCCAUGCUGGUAACAAGCUUGCUAUGCAGGAAUUCAUGCUGCUUCCUACAGGAGCUAGCUCGUUCAAGGAAGCGAUGCGCAUGGGAGCUGAGAUCUACCAGAACCUCAAGUCUGUCAUCAAGAAGAAGUAUGGGCAGGAUGCUACCAAUGUAGGAGAUGAAGGUGGAUUUGCUCCCAACAUCUUGGACAACCAAGAAGCAUUGAACCUGAUCAUGGAAGCUAUUGAGAAGGCUGGAUACUCUGGUAAGAUUGAGAUUGGGAUGGAUGUAGCCGCUUCAGAGUUCCACAGAGAUGGCAAAUAUGACCUGGAUUUCAAGAACCCCAAGACCAACCCCAACGACCAUAUCACCUCUGACCAACUUGGUGAUAUCUACAUGGGUUUCAUCAAAGAUUAUCCAGUUGUGUCGAUUGAAGAUUGCUUUGACCAAGAUGACUGGGCAGCCUGGACCAAGUUCUGCGGUUCUACUGAUAUCCAGAUUGUCGGUGAUGAUUUGACUGUAACCAACCCCAAGCGUAUCAAACGGGCCGUCGAUGUGAAGGCCUGUAACUGCCUGCUUCUCAAGGUCAACCAGAUUGGGUCUGUCACAGAGUCCAUUGAGGCGUGUAAGCUUGCCCAGAGCAGUGGAUGGGGUGUGAUGGUAAGCCAUCGUAGCGGUGAGACCGAAGACACAUUCAUUGCUGACUUGGUGGUUGGUCUGUGCACUGGACAGAUCAAGACUGGAGCUCCAUGCAGAUCAGAGAGGCUUGCUAAAUACAACCAGAUCCUCAGGAUCGAGGAAGAACUAGGAAACAAAGCAAUCUUCGCUGGCAAGAAGUUCCGCCAUGCUAUCAAUCUCAUCAAGUAAAGAUGUCUAACUCAUUGGCCGAUGGAACUGGAUUAUCGUGCUUUUUAAUACCCUUUGUAACACAAGUAUGAAUACCCAUAGUUUGAUAACCUCCCAAGAAAGGUAUGCAGGUAUUUGUGAUGGUUUGAAUAUUUUCCUCUGUUUGAGAAUGCGCUCUUAGAGGACGUGGAUGAUAGUUGGUGUUCAUUGCAUGUUAUUGAUAUACUCUUAAACUUGAAGCACUGAAAUCUUUAACCAAUAUAUAUAUGUUAGCCAUCUCUGUCAUAUCCUAUGUACCCUAGAUGUUCAAAAUGUCUCCCUCUAACACCCACUUUAUGCCAGCCGUUUACUGAGCUUAGCUUCUGUGAGGCGAUGUGACAUGUUGAACAAUGAUUUUGGAUGGUGCCCUCUUUGAGCAAUAAACGGUCAAGAAAACACUCCAUACAUUACCUUGAUAUAACAUUUGUGUCAUUGUGUACCAUCACCAUCAUUAUUCUGUGAGUUUUCAUUGUAUCACUUGAAAUUUGAAAAAUGAGUGAUCUACAAUUUAGUCUUCUCCGUUUCCAAAUGAGAACAGUCUACCAUGACAAUUGUACUAUCCUUUAACAGGAAAGCCAUUUUGCACAUAAGUGCAAACUGGAAUUGAAUCUAGAGGCUUUAUAUUUCGUACGAUGAUUAGUAACCUAGAAACUAAAACGAAUUGACGGGUUAGUACUUGCUGUGUGUUGUGAAUUAUUUUUUUUAACUUUCCAAACACUGCCUCCAAAUAAGGAAUAUUUGAAAGAAGUGGACUGGCACGACAAUAGUUAUCUGGUCUGAUACACACAAUCCCUCAUGGCUCACAAUUUAUAAUUGUUAUAUUUUUGUUUGUUGCUUACAAAGUGUUGCUUCAUUGAUCAAUGGUGUAAUGCCAAUUUUUGUUCUCCAAUUGAGUGAAUUGCAUUGGACAUAAAUAUUAUGCUGUAAGAUUAAUAGUGUGCUCAGUACAGAGCUCCGAACUAAUGCAUCUACUCGUUCCUUGUAUCUUCAUCUCAAAUGCACACUACAGGCUCCAACUCGUAUGAAAAGCAACUUGUUUUCAGCCGGUCUAAAUAAUGGGAAAAAAAUAUAAAUAUUAUGGUAAAUCAUAUUUUAUGUUAACGAGUAUUGAACAGUAGCUGGGAGUGAUAUUUGAAAUACCAAUGAUAGUUUUGCAAUCACUGAUAGUCUAUGUAUAAUAGUACUCUUUUUGAAAAAGAUUUAAAUCUGUUGUGAACAGUUAAGCUUCCAUGGUAUUGAUAGCUUUAAGUUAAUCAGCCAGAUCUCCAUCUACAUUGUAUUGUCGUAAAUGUAUUUCACCCCCGUGCACAGUUAAUAUAUCUAUUUGAAUAGAGACAGUUUAUCUAUUAUCACCGCAGUAACAUCCAUCAAAAAGAUAUAUACCAUUUCAAUCGUAAAGGCAAUUCUAUUUUCCCUUUGUACGCAAAUGAAGAGAUAUAUGAAGAAAUAUUUGAACCAUACUCUGAGAGGAUGAUGAAGUUAUUUAAUAACUGUUUGGUGUUUAUUAGGUGUGCAGUAAUAAAAUGGUAAAAAUUACAGAA